GCUGUCAUGGGUACGUCGGGUUGGGCUCUCUCUUGUAAGCAUGGAAUCUUCUUUGUAGUUCUUGCUGCAGUUCUUUUAAGCACUUUGCAGGACUUAAAGGAUUGCAGCUGCUGCGUGUGCCCGAUCCCAUAUCCUAUAGACGGAGGAUGCAGUCACAUGAUGGUUACUGCUUCCUCCCCAUGACAUCACUGCUGCUGCAGCCAUACCGCCCCGGCAAGGAUGCUAUUAAAGGCAUUGCGAUUGGCCUAAAUGAUGUUGCAUUGCAGAUCCUAAUAUGGUCAAUGCAGGAGACAUGAAUGGUUCAGGAAACCUGAUGGAUUUUCUGGAUGAGCCUUUCCCUGAUGUUGGAACUUAUGAGGAUUUCCAUACCAUCGACUGGCUGCGGGAGAAAUCGCGUGACACGGACCGCCACCGCAAGAUUACAAGCAAAAGUAAAGAAUCCAUAUGGGAGUUCAUCAAGAGUUUGCUGGAUGCCUGGUCAGGAUGGGUUGUCAUGCUUCUCAUAGGACUGCUGGCAGGUACAUUGGCUGGAGUGAUAGAUUUAGCUGUGGAUUGGAUGACAGACCUGAAGGAGGGUGUCUGUCUGUCUGCCUUCUGGUACAGCCACGAGCAGUGCUGCUGGACGUCCAAUGAGACCACGUUCGAUGACAGGGACAAGUGCCCGCAGUGGCAGAAAUGGUCGGAGCUGCUCGUGAGCCAGUCCGAGGGUGCAAGUGCUUACAUUCUAAACUAUUUUCUGUACAUUAUGUGGGCUCUAUGUUUUGCUUUCCUGGCAGUCUCCCUGGUCAGAGUGUUUGCUCCUUAUGCCUGUGGCUCUGGAAUCCCAGAGAUAAAAACCAUCUUGAGUGGGUUCAUUAUUAGGGGCUACCUGGGAAAAUGGACACUUUUAAUCAAAACAGUCACCUUGGUUCUGGUGGUGUCUUCAGGCCUCAGCCUUGGGAAAGAAGGCCCAUUAGUCCAUGUGGCCUGUUGCUGUGGAAACUUCUUCAGCAGCCUCUUCUCUAAGUACAGCAAGAAUGAAGGAAAGAGAAGAGAGGUACUUUCAGCUGCAGCUGCUGCAGGAGUUUCAGUUGCCUUUGGGGCUCCAAUUGGAGGUGUGCUUUUUAGUCUGGAAGAGGUCAGCUACUACUUUCCCCUGAAGACCCUCUGGAGGUCAUUUUUUGCUGCUCUGGUGGCUGCCUUCACGCUGAGGUCCAUCAAUCCUUUUGGGAACAGCCGGCUGGUGCUGUUCUAUGUGGAGUACCACACCCCCUGGUACAUGGCCGAGCUCUUCCCCUUCAUCCUGCUCGGCGUCUUCGGGGGCCUCUGGGGGACCCUCUUCAUCCGCUGCAACAUCGCCUGGUGCAGGAGGAGGAAAACCACCAGGCUUGGGAAAUACCCAGUGCUGGAGGUGAUUGUGAUAACAGCCAUCACCGCCAUCAUCGCCUACCCCAACCCCUACACGCGCCGGAGCACCAGCGAGCUCAUCUCCGAGCUCUUCAACGACUGCGGGGCCCUGGAGUCCUCGCAGCUCUGCGACUACAUCAACGACCCCAACAUGACCCGGCCCGUGGACGACAUUCCCGACAGACCUGCUGGCCCUGGGGUCUACUCUGCCAUGUGGCAGCUGGCCUUGGCCUUGGUGUUCAAAAUUGUCAUCACCAUAUUCACUUUCGGCAUGAAGAUCCCUUCAGGCCUUUUUAUUCCUAGCAUGGCUGUUGGAGCCAUAGCUGGCAGGAUGGUUGGGAUUGGAGUGGAGCAGCUGGCAUACCACCACCAUGACUGGAUCAUCUUCAGGAACUGGUGCAGACCUGGGGCAGACUGUGUCACACCGGGCCUUUAUGCCAUGGUGGGAGCAGCAGCUUGCUUGGGUGGCGUUACUCGAAUGACAGUCUCUCUGGUGGUGAUUAUGUUUGAGCUAACUGGAGGCCUGGAGUACAUUGUGCCUCUUAUGGCUGCAGCUGUCACAAGCAAGUGGGUGGCAGAUGCCUUUGGGAAAGAGGGGAUCUAUGAAGCUCACAUCCACCUGAAUGGUUACCCCUUCCUGGAUGUGAAGGACGAGUUCACGCACCGCACGCUGGCCACGGACGUGAUGCGGCCGAGGCGGGGCGAGGCGCCUCUCUCCGUGCUCACCCAGGACAGCAUGACCGUGGAGGACGUGGAGACCCUGAUCAAAGAGACUGACUACAAUGGCUUCCCAGUCGUGGUUUCCAAAGACUCAGAGAGACUUAUUGGAUUUGCACAGAGACGAGAGCUGAUCCUUGCGAUAAAGAAUGCACGCCAGCGCCAGGAUGGGGUGGUGAGCAACUCCAUCGUGUACUUCACUGAGGAUCCCCCAGAAGUGCCACCCAACAGUCCCCACCCGCUGAAACUGCGGAGAAUCCUCAACCUGAGCCCUUUCACCGUCACCGACCACACACCCAUGGAAACUGUGGUGGAUAUCUUCAGAAAGCUCGGGCUCCGGCAGUGCCUGGUGACUCGCAGUGGGAGGCUGCUGGGUAUCAUAACUAAAAAGGAUGUAUUAAGACAUAUGGCUCAAAUGGCAAACCAGGACCCUGAAUCUAUCAUGUUUAACUAGACUGGUAAAGAAGAAGAAAGUAACCCCACAGGAAUCCCUUCUAGAUUAACACGAAGGCUGUGUUUGCUGUUUCAUCUUGCUUAAAGAGAAAAAGGUAACGGAAAUGAGGAAUGGCCUGAUAUGCCUCUGACAGAGGGAGUGGAUGCAGGACAGCACUUAUUUAAUGAGGGAGGCAGUUUAGAAGCUCCGAGCAGCUGCAGACAUCAAGCUGUGUUUCCUUAACGAGGUUCCCAAGAGCUCAAUUGGAGCACUGGUGGGUGUGAGUGAUGCUGGGCUUGGAGAGAAAGAGCCACGAGCACCACUGGAGGCAUCAAGGUCACAGUAACUGCUGAGGCAGGUGUGAAGAGUAGCAGACACUGUUCAUGUACAAGCUGCUAAGAGACAGAAAGGUUUGUGUUCCAAGCCAUUGAGUGUAGAUGAUUAGGGUCAGUUGCUUUUGUUACUGGAAUCAUGGCUAUUUGUUUGCUACUGAGUUAUACCAUUUUCAUGACAAACAAAAAUUCUCAUAUUUUUAAAUGAAAGACUUUGCUAUCUUCAUUUAUUUUGUAAAUGUUUAAUGAAUCAAGUCUUAAGAGUAAGAUUAUGCCUCAAAUCACUUUAAAAUGUAGUGUCCCUUGCUCCCUGCUUUAGUCUUUUGAAUUUUAUACUGCUUAGCAUUUCUGUCAACCGGCUUUCCCUUAUAAAUGUUGAAAUGGGAUUUAUUUGUAAGAAUUUAUUAUCUCUCUAUGCAAUUUUGCAUACAAGUACUGUAAAAUUUAGUAUUUUGUGGUUUGCUGUGGUAACUGGAAAAAACAUAGAAGCCCAUAAAAUAGUUUUCAAAAGCACUAAAAGGACAGUGGUAUCUGUCUCUCAUCAGUGUUAGUGACCAGAGAUUGAAUCCCUCACUGUCUUCCCUUAUGUACAUCACAAUUUUUCACAAAUUAAUGACAUUCUGCAUUGAUUCUUGGUUGUCCAUUUAGGUCCUUUUUGUCAUUGCUCUUUCUUGGCAUUUGUCUGUAUUUGCCAAGAGAUGGCUGAAAUUAAUUUAACAGUUAGAUACUUGUUCUGUAAGAGAUCUACUUUUUAUGCACUUGACAGCCAUAGGGCUGUGGAAUUCCUCUCCACAGCACUGUGACUGGAUAAGAUCAGAGGGACUGAGAAUGCAAAUGAUCAUAAGAAAGCUUUAAGUAUUUAUCUGUUUGCACCAAGAACACAAGAUUUACCAGACCCUGGUAGAGACCUCUAAGUCACUCAGGUAAAAAUGUUAAAUUUUCCUAAACCCUUGUUCUGGUCCUCUGUGAGAUAAAGAGUACUGACCCUUUAGUCAAUACUGCUAUCAGCAACAGAAUACCAAAUUGUACUCCCUGUAACACAUAGUUCACACUGCCCUUUCUUUAUAGAUGCAAACUUAAAGACUGGAGAAAGGUUGUGCUCUGAAUCCCCUUCAGACCUCCUGGUCCCUUCAUUUAGGCAUCUAAGACCUCUGGUAUUUUUGUUCAAAUUCACCCAGAAAACUGGUGGUGUUUGGAUGCUCCUCAUGGAUAGAGAUGACUUUCCAUGCCAGAACAGCCUGUUGCUCACCCCAGCCCAAACCCAGCCUGUUGAUCUAACGUGGGCAAUGUACAUGAUUAUUGUGUCCCUGAACUGAGACAGCUGCUCAGGUGCACCCUGAGUUAGAUGCUGAAGUUCCAUGUCACAAAUUCCUCCCCUUAUCUCUGGUGACCCUGCUUCCUUCUGGCCUGUGUCCCACUGCAUUCACUCAGGGUAUGGCCUGAAUGGCUGAAGUAAAAGAAACGGAAGCAGAGGGAUAAUUUUAAUCUGUUAAGUACUCCACCUAACAAUGGUGUUUGCAACAGACUGACAUAAAGAUAUGUAGCUCUGGCCAAAGCCCAUAAAUAUUGCAGUGUAUACGUUUUGUUAAAUGAACAGCUGCAGUACAAUGUAUUAUUAAUGGGAUAAUAUUAACAUCAUGUAAACUGUAGAACUGAGCAACCCCUUUCCUCUGAAAAUAGGAAAUAGAACAUAAUGUGAUUACUUCUUACAUUUUUCUGUGAAGCUGUCAGCAGCCAAACUCAUAAAAAACCAACCAAGUCAAUAACAAUGCUCAUAAACACUAGAUUCCCUCAUUUGAACAGAGAAGCCAUCAUAAAAUCAGCUCAUUCCCACAACUGAAUCCAAAUGGGGCUUUAUACAAUUGUCAGUCUCUACCCAUAACUUCUAGAAUCUAAGGGAUGUAGACUAAGCUAAAAAGGCUGAUUUUUGAGAGCAAUCUCAUUCUUGGAUUAAAACUGUAUGACCAUAUUCUACUUUCCAUGUUUGCUAACAGCAACCAAUACAGUGUAUCAACACUGAAAAACAUUAUAAUUUUAUGAGAAAAAGACAUGGACUUGCCUAACUGAGGUUAAUCUGGCUGUGAAUACAAAUUCACGUAUGUAUUGACUUGUCUUAUCAGGUUAAACUCCAUCUGUGGUUAUGCAUUGGCAUGGAUUUGUGUGGUUAAUAUCCAUUAAUACCCAAAGGCCUGAUUACUGAAACCAAGUCACCCCUGUGAUAGCUUGUUGCCUUGCCUUAUUUGACUACUUAGGAGGAGCCCUCAGGACUUAAAAACAAGAUCCAAAAAACCAACUUGGUGAUUUGCAGCAAGCAGCGGCAGAAGGAAUUGAGAUUUAUGUAGUUGUUGUGAAUGCAGUUUGACCCUGGACUGCCGCCCAAGUAAAAGGCAGGUGAAUGGGUGUACAGCUCUCUUCUGUCAAACACAUUCCUCUCUAGAUGGAAAGCUUUAAAUGCCUAAGGGGUCAAGGGAAAAACCUUUGGACACGUAACCAUGUACUGCUGCUCCUUGUUCCCAUGUCUGUUCAAAAGAUGUUAAACCAGAGCAGGGGCUGCUAUCUGGCUGUCCAGGAGUGGCACACUCAUGGCUCACUUCAGCUGCCUGGUGUUAUCAUCAAGGCUGAGGCUGAUGCUAGAAUGACAUGGAGGGCUUUGAGACUUUGCUAAUUAGAAAACUUCCUCCAUGCUACAGCCUUUAUUGCUCUUCACACUGGUGUCUGAAAGGGAACACUCUUGAUAUAAAUUAAUAACAUGCUUAUCUCAAAAAAUGCAGUUAUGGUAUAAUGAUUUAUUUCCCCUUAACAAGCCCAUUAUCAGGCACUAUUUUCCAUCUGUAUUCCAAAAUUCAUUUCAGAAGGUACUGAAUAGACUCCAAGAGGCACAGAUCUCAGCCCUAUUUGUUUGAAUUUGUACAGCUCAAGAUAGUCACGUAACGUUAUCAAUCUGAGGUACAUGAGUAUUUUAGUAUAUACUGCUGAAUUAUGCAACCUCAGUUCAAUCCUUCAAGCAGCUGGCCUUCAAAAAUGCCCAACUAAAAUAAACAGGGGAAUAAGAAUCUUUGAAUGAUGGAGGUUCAGUAUUGUACCUUUGUUUUGCAUGAACUGUGUUAAGUUACAUUCAGCUUCUGUUGUGUACUUGAAGCAAUCUGUACUGGAAGGUUUAAUAAUAAAGUACAGAAAUGGAUGACAUUAGAAAGACCCUUUGGCUGUCCCAGUGACACUAAUUAUUAAUUCUUAUGCUUUGAAGAAGCAGAAAAAGAAUGUUUAAGGAUUACAAAAGGCUCACUGAUUCCGUGUUUGAAUGACACUAUAUUUAUGACUAUAGUUUUGCUUUGGCUCUGUUUGUUGUUUUGGGUUUUUUUUAAUUGUAGAGAACAGUGUAUCUGUUGCACCUUAUAAAAUACAAUGUUUGGACUCUAUUUUUUAAAUAAAACUGACUUACAGUACUGGAAA
Molecule: messenger RNA, 6318 nt
Organism: Melospiza melodia melodia
Lineage: Eukaryota; Metazoa; Chordata; Aves; Passeriformes; Passerellidae
Gene: CLCN4
Product: chloride voltage-gated channel 4
Exons: 13
Coding region: 275-2557 (760 amino acids)
Biological process (GO): chloride transport; transmembrane transport
Cellular component (GO): plasma membrane; Golgi apparatus; early endosome
Molecular function (GO): voltage-gated chloride channel activity
Source: RefSeq, a predicted model, not a curated record